AUGGCAGCUCUUUUGGUGAAAAUGCACGAAACUGUGAAAGACUACAUCGACUCCAGUGAAAAUCAACCUCUAGUUACUGAGAUCGGCAGCAAACUUCUUCAGUUGUCUAGAGCCGUCAUCAAAAAGCACACAUUUGACGGUGAGAGAGCUUAUAAAUUUCAUUUAGCUCAACCAGCAAGGAUGUUAUUGAGGAGUUUCACGUACCGGCACAAAACUAUCCUGAGAAAAUUGAAGCGAAAAACACUAGCUUCAAGACCAUGGACUGUGUUUUCCUCCUGGAACUUGCCUUUGAAGGUAUUUGAUUGCUUCAAAGUUGUAGCUGUAACACCCGAGAAUGGUGGUUCGAUAGUAAAGAACACACGUGCUGUCCAAGAAAUUUAUAUUACUGAUAUGGGAAAGUUGAAAGGUCUAUUUCUCAGAGUGCCAAAUAAAGUUGCAAAAGGAUGCAUCAAUGAAAGUGAUAUCUUCAUGAAAAAAGAAAAGGAUGGAUCCUAUAGUCACGUUCUGGUAACUAAAGAUCAUCCAGUGAUAUUCAAAUAU
Messenger RNA from Porites lobata, 540 nucleotides. The record is from the annotation of a GenBank genome assembly. NCBI's taxonomy places the organism in Eukaryota, Metazoa, Cnidaria, Anthozoa, Scleractinia, Poritidae.